AUGAAAGUUUUCUUCAUGGAAAAUCUCACAAAACUCGACUUUGUGCCACUUGAUAUUUCUGGACGAAAUUACUUAUCAUGGAUUCUUGAUGUUGAAAUCCACUUAGAUGUUAAGGGUCUUGGAGACACCAUCAAACAUAACAAUGAAGCAUCAAGUCAAAAUAAGACCAAGGCUAUGAUUUUUCUUCGCCACCAUCUCCAUGAGGGGUUAAAAUUUGAAUAUCUGAUGAUAAGAGAUCUUCUUACUCUUUGGAAAAAUUUGAAAGAAAGAUAUGACCACCAAAAAACUGUCAUACUGCCAAAUGCUCAAUAUGAAUGGUUGCACCUGAGGUUGCAAGAUUUUAAAUCAGUAAGUGAGUAUAACUCUGCAAUGUUUAAAAUUACUUCUAAAUUAAAAUUGUGCGGAGAAAAGAUUCCUGACAAUGAUAUGUGCGGUAUGAAAGAACAUUUGUCACAUACUUAUCGUACGUCCAAACAUCUUGUUGAUCUUUAUCAAGCCUCUUUGAAGGAGAAGGAGAAAAAUAUAGAAGCAAACUUUGCCUAUCAAGAUGAUGACCUCCUCAAUGAAUCCUUGGAUUUUACAAACUUGGAUGUUGCUGAUGAUCUCAUCAAUGGCAAUAUGAAUAUUUCUACUGGCAAUGAGAAAGUCCAUAAUUAG
Molecule: messenger RNA, 657 nt
Organism: Humulus lupulus (European hop)
Lineage: Eukaryota; Viridiplantae; Streptophyta; Magnoliopsida; Rosales; Cannabaceae
Exons: 2
Coding region: 1-657 (218 amino acids)
Source: RefSeq, a predicted model, not a curated record